GAUGAUGCUUCGGAGCCACUGCUAUCUUUGAUUAUCAAACGCGAUUGGCGGCUUCAAUCGACAUCUGGACUCCGGGGAGGGGUUACUUACAAAUUAAAAUUGACCCAACACGUGAUUUCACGGAAGUAGAAGCCGAUCAUAAAGCAACAAGAUGGCAUCGCACCCGGGAGGAGGCGAUAAAGGCAGCGAAAAAUCAAAAGAUCAGCUCCUGGAAGUAGGGACCGUGCUGUUAAAGGACUUCAUCUAUGAGCGAGUCAGGAGAAAUAGGCAGGAUGACACGGAAGUGGCCCGACAGCAGCUGGGCGCUCAGGAGCUGGUCGACCCAAACCACAAAAAACUUGCUCAGUGUCUCCAGCAGAUUGGAGAUGAGCUGGACGGGAACGUAGAGCUCCAGAGAAUGAUCGAUGACUCGUCGCUCAUUCCCUCCAAAGAUGUGUUCCUGAGAGUCGCCGUAGAGAUUUUUUCCGAUGGGAAAUUCAACUGGGGCCGGGUGGUUGCACUCUUCUACUUCGCCUGUCGGCUGGUCCUAAAGGCUCUCAUCACAAAAAUUCCAGACAUCAUUAGAACUAUAAUCACCUGGACCACAGAUUACCUUCGGGAUCAUGUGAUCGCCUGGAUAAGAGAUCAAGGCGGCUGGGAUGGCAUUCGAGCAUACUUCGGCACUCCUACCUGGCAGACAGUGGCGGUCUUUUUGGCUGGCGUUCUCACCGCUGUGGUGGUCGUUCGCAAGAUGUGAGCGACACGAGAAGAACAAAGCAGAGACAAGACGGGAAGAAUGAUGACUCAGAGAACAGGAACAAAGAAAGAAAGAAUGUCAGCAGACGUAUUUACGGUUUGAACAAUCUGGACGGCAGGAACUUGUACUUUUUUGAGACCCAAUCUCUGUUUCUGCCUCCGUGAAGCUGGAAGUCGGACUGGAUGAGGUGUCCCACUCAUAACUGCAGUGUCACAGAGGAAGCAACAUGGAAAAGAGUGGAUGACACUUUCAAAUAGGGAAUACAUUUUAAAAUAAUUUAUUUUAUACUUGGUGCGACGAAAGUCGCCGCGUUUUCUACUCUCGAAAUGAAACGGACAAAAUGUCGAUCCUAUGAAGAGAUUCCUCUCUGGUAUUUUGUUUUAGUUUCAUUGCCGUCAGACGAUCACUCGCUUUAUUUAUCCUCUUCACUCCAUCCGUUUCCUCCCGAUUCCUGUAUGUUAACCGUAUUCCCCUGUAUUUGUACGUGUAAGGAUUGUUCUCUGUAAUUAUCUGCUGGCACCAACAUAUUUGGGCGAGGUCCCUCGAGAUAGAGAUGUUUUUGUGAGUCACUCGUCGGUACUUUGAAGAAAAAAAAAAUCAAGCGGGGAAAACAAAAAGUGACUAAAACAAAAAGCAGCUGAAAGCUGAGGCUCCCCUCCGUCUUCCAUAUCUUUUCUUCAACUAAAGUGCCAUGUCUGGGAGUUGUGUACAGCGUUUACUUCACAGGAAUCUUCAAUAACGAUUGGUUUUCUUCUUUUUGUUUUAUUUUUUGGCUUUCUUUAGUGACCUUAAAGUGACUCCCAAGGGGAAAAAUCACAACGAAUUCCCCACUUAUUGGUUUUGUAUUUGUUUUUGAAUCCUACUGCAGACACAGGAAGCAUUAAACUCCUGGCAGAAACUUACCUCACUCUAUCGCCGUUCAGAGUUCUGUAUUUUUACAGCCCCCUUCUUCAAAACUGCACGUCCAAAAGGCCUUUUUACACAUUCUUUAUGUUUGUCAGUGCCUUGGUGUAAUCUUUUUUACAAUGAAUUCACUUUGGUAUGAUCCGAUUUUCCACCUUUUCUAUCAUAUUUGUAAACUUGCAAGCCGACUAUAAUAAAUUUUGAAACUCUUUA
This is a messenger RNA of Oryzias melastigma (Indian medaka), 1852 nucleotides long. Its product is annotated as apoptosis regulator BAX. Gene Ontology annotation, molecular function: channel activity; protein homodimerization activity; protein heterodimerization activity. The coding region runs from base 152 to 736 and encodes 194 amino acids. The transcript is spliced from 6 exons. Gene Ontology annotation, cellular component: mitochondrial outer membrane. The record is from RefSeq and is a predicted model, not a curated record. Lineage: Eukaryota; Metazoa; Chordata; Actinopteri; Beloniformes; Adrianichthyidae. Gene Ontology annotation, biological process: intrinsic apoptotic signaling pathway in response to DNA damage; extrinsic apoptotic signaling pathway in absence of ligand; mitochondrial fusion.